Molecule: messenger RNA, 7191 nt
Organism: Desarmillaria tabescens
Lineage: Eukaryota; Fungi; Basidiomycota; Agaricomycetes; Agaricales; Physalacriaceae
Exons: 10
Coding region: 366-7037 (2223 amino acids)
Biological process (GO): 'de novo' pyrimidine nucleobase biosynthetic process; UTP biosynthetic process; L-citrulline biosynthetic process
Cellular component (GO): cytoplasm; cytosol
Molecular function (GO): carbamoyl-phosphate synthase (glutamine-hydrolyzing) activity; metal ion binding; dihydroorotase activity
Source: RefSeq, a predicted model, not a curated record
CGAGCGGCGAGUCGUAAGUUUUCCGUGGUGAUAUUGCGCUUAUCUUGCAGGGUCCAGAUAUCUUCGUUAUCUUCUGGACACGACCUACAAAACCGCAGCCCCCUGCAGCACCAGUGAUAUACUCUCACUACCGAUUGCAUGAAUACUCGGUAUUGAGCAAUGGGCACUAGCAACCUUAGUCACUAUGUGUUGAAAUUUACCUGAUUGGUCAUUGCCAUGUGGCAAGCAAGCACAUCAUCAAGGCCCGGACAAAUUUUUCCUCUUCUUCCUCUCCUCUCGAACACGAACCGUUGGCUCGAAUCCGGGUGGAGAGGAAGACGACGACGAGAACCGCUACGUCCUGAAUCCAUUCUUUGCUAUCAACCAUGUCUACGACCCGUCCCGCGUUGUCGCGCACAUCCAGCACACUGUUUCCGACGCCUCUAGCGACUGCACCCUACGCCCAAAAUAAUAAGUCGACGUUGUCUGGUGAUGACGCUGUCCUUGAACUAGGCGAUGGAUCCGCUUUUAAAGGUAUUAGUUUCGGUGCAGAGGGAACGAGCGUAGCAGGCGAAUGCGUUUUUCAGACCGGUAUGGUAGGCUACACGGAGUCUUUAACUGACCCGUCCUACGAAGGACAGAUCCUCAUCCUGACUUAUCCUCUCGUCGGCAACUAUGGUGUGCCCAAACGGCCGAGCGCCACCUCCGACCUCCCAGCCGAGUUCGAGUCUUCUCGCAUCCAUGUAACCGCUGUCGUGGUCGGCAACUACUCCAAGGAUUUUAGUCACUUCCUCGCGGAGUCGUCGCUGAGCGACUGGCUCAAAGAAAACGGGGUACCCGCCAUUUACGGCGUCGACACCCGUGCCCUCACCAAAAAGAUCCGAGAGAAAGGCUCCAUGCUAGGGAAAAUUCUCACCAGGAGGCCGGAAGUGCCAUUGGGUCGGAGGUUAUCGCUGAACCCUGUGUCUUCGCGGGCGUCCUCUCCACAUACUACGGCUUCUUGGAGAGAAGAUUACAUCGACAUUCCUUUCCAGGACCCUAACCAGAUCAAUCUCGUCGCAGAAGUAUCAAUCAUAGAGCCACGGCUUUACACACCGACUGUCACUCCACAUCUACACCCUUCAGGCAGACCAAUCCGCGUUCUAGCCAUCGAUGUUGGCAUGAAAUACAACCAGAUUCGUUGUUUCAUCAACAGAGGCGUCGAGCUCAAGGUUGUUCCUUGGGACUACGAUUUUCUACGUGAGUCAGAGCCAUAUGAUGGCAUCUUCAUCUCGAACGGACCCGGCGACCCGUCAUUACUCUCUUCGACCAUUGCUAGGCUCUCGGAAGCCAUGAAAAGGGCCGAUAAACCUAUUUUUGGCAUUUGUCUUGGCCACCAGCUCCUCGCCCUUGCGACAGGCGCGAAGACCUCCAAGAUGAAGUACGGAAAUCGAGGUCACAACAUUCCUUGUACAGACAUGCUUUCGGGUCGUUGUUAUAUCACCAGCCAGAACCAUGGUUUCCAGGUGGACACGCCAACGCUACCGGCUGGAUGGAAAGAACUGUUCCGAAAUGCCAACGACGGAAGCAACGAGGGUAUCUAUUGCGAAGACAAGCCAUUCUUCUCCGUUCAGUUCCAUCCGGAGUCGACUCCUGGACCGCGCGACACCGAAUUCUUGUUUGACGUCUUCAUUAAAAACAUCGUGGACUGUGCCACCACUAUCUCGCUCCCCGGUGGGAAGAAAGAGGACAACGACAAACGUGUUCCCCGUGCCAAUGUCACCAAGGUCAUCAUUCUUGGGUCCGGAGGCCUGUCCAUUGGUCAAGCGGGCGAGUUUGAUUAUUCUGGAUCUCAGGCGAUCAAGGCACUCAAGGAGGAAGGGAUUUACACGAUCAUGGUGAAUCCCAACAUCGCUACCAUCGCUACGUCCAAAGGUCUGGCCGACAAGGUGUAUUUCCUCCCAGUCACGCCAGAGUUUGUCCGGAAAAUUAUCAAGUACGAGAAGCCAGAUGGUAUCUACGUCACAUUUGGUGGCCAGACAGCUUUGAACGUUGGUAUCAAGCUGAAGGACGAAUUUGCGGAGCUUGGGGUGCAAGUGCUGGGAACGCCUAUCGACACGAUCAUUACCACAGAGGAUAGGCAGUUAUUCGCGAGUGCCAUGGCCGAGAUUGGGGAGAAGUGCGCAGAGAGUUGUACUGCUGUCAACCAGGAGGAAGCUAUCAAUGCGGCAAGGACCAUUGGGUUCCCCGUCAUUGUCCGCGCUGCUUAUGCAUUGGGAGGACUGGGGUCCGGCUUUGCGCAGGACGAAGCCCAACUCAAGGCGCUGUGUAGCAAGGCUUUCGCUACUAGUCCUCAGGUUCUGGUGGAAAAGAGUAUGAAAGGAUGGAAGGAGAUCGAGUACGAAGUGGUCAGAGACUGUCGCGACAACUGCAUCACGGUCUGUAAUAUGGAGAAUUUCGAUCCCUUGGGAAUCCAUACUGGUGAUUCAAUCGUCGUAGCCCCUUCGCAAACGCUUUCAGACUCGGAUUACAACAUGCUCCGGACAACUGCCAUUAAUGUGAUCAGACAUCUUGGCGUUGUUGGUGAAUGUAACAUUCAGUACGCUCUCAAUCCCAGCUCCCAGGAGUACUGCAUCAUCGAGGUUAAUGCACGUCUGUCUCGAUCAUCGGCUCUUGCAUCGAAAGCUACUGGCUAUCCUCUUGCUUUCAUUGCCGCGAAGCUCGGUCUGGGUAUUCCUCUCAAUGAAAUCAAGAACUCGGUCACAAAGGUCACUAGCGCAUGCUUUGAACCCAGCUUGGAUUAUGUAGUCGUCAAGAUUCCACGAUGGGACUUGAAGAAGUUCAACCGUGUUAGUCGCCUUCUUAGUAGUAGCAUGAAGAGUGUUGGUGAGGUCAUGAGCAUCGGGCGAACAUUUGAGGAGACGAUUCAGAAGGCUAUUCGAGCUAUCGACGACCAGUUCUCAGGGUUUGCGAAGAACGAUUUCGUGGAGGAUAUCGACGAAGAGCUUGUUAAUCCGACAGAUAAGCGUAUAUUCGCCAUCUCAACCGCUUUCCAUCGUGGCUAUAGCAUCGACAAGAUCUGGCAAAUGACCAACAUCGAUAAAUGGUUCCUGGCCAAAUUGAAGUACAUCUAUGAUAUGGAAGUGCUUUUGGGUGGGUAUGGUGUUUCGACUUUGACUCCGGAUAUUCUCCGUCAAGCGAAGCAGCUUGGAUUCUCAGAUAGGCAACUUGCUACUUGUGUGGGAUCUACAGAACUCGCUGUACGCACGCUUCGCAAGGAGCAAGGAAUAGCCCCCUUCGUGAAACAGAUCGAUACCGUCGCUGCUGAAUUCCCGGCAUUCACUAACUAUCUAUACACGACCUACAAUGCAGUGGAGCACGACAUUUCCUUCAAUGAUCGUGGUGUCAUGGUGCUGGGGUCUGGAGUGUACCGCAUUGGUUCGUCCGUCGAGUUCGAUUGGUGCGCUGUCCGGGCCAUCCGGACUCUUCGCGAUCAAGGGCUGCCCACCAUUAUGGUCAAUUACAAUCCUGAGACCGUCAGUACCGACUACGAUGAGGCCGAUCGUUUGUAUUUCGAGAACAUCAGUUUGGAGACCAUCCUCGAUAUCUAUGACGCAGAGCAAUCUAGGGGUGUCAUCCUCUCAAUGGGUGGACAAACACCCAAUAACAUCGCUCUGCCACUGUACCGCGAAAACGUCAAGAUUUACGGGACGUCGCCAGAGAUGAUUGAUACCGCUGAGAAUCGGUUCAAAUUCUCGCGUCUCUUGGACGAGAUUGGUGUGGACCAACCGUUAUGGAAAGAGCUCACGAGCUUCGAUGAGGCUUACGCAUUCUGCGAGAAAGUGGGUUACCCCGUCUUGGUCCGACCAUCAUAUGUCCUGUCUGGAGCAGCUAUGAACGUCGUAUCUACUGGGGACGAUUUGCAGAACUAUCUCACGCAGGCCACUGCAGUCUCCCGUGACCACCCCGUUGUCAUUACUAAGUACAUCGAGCAAGCGAAGGAAAUUGAGAUGGACGCUGUUGCUAAGGAUGGCAAGAUGGUCAUGCACUACAUCUCCGAACAUGUAGAGAAUGCUGGCGUGCAUUCUGGUGACGCUACUUUGAUACACCCACCUCAAGAUUUGGAUCCCCAAACCGUGCGACAGAUCGUGGAUGCCACUGCAAAAAUCGGGAAUGCGCUCAAUGUCACAGGGCCGUUCAAUAUCCAGUUUAUCGCAAAGAACAACGAGAUCAAGGUCAUCGAGUGCAAUCUUCGAGCUGCGAGAUCCUUCCCAUUCGUCUCGAAGGUGACCGGUAUUGAUGCUAUCGAGAUGGCUACCAAAGUUAUGCUUGACCUUCCCGUUGAAUCGUAUCCGGAAUCGGAUCUUCCUCCCGAUUAUGUGGGAGUCAAGGUCCCACAAUUCAGCUUCAGUCGAUUGUCUGGUGCCGAUCCUGUUCUCGGAGUAGAGAUGGCGUCAACAGGAGAAGUCGCAUGCUUUGGUCACGACAAAUACGAGGCGUACCUCAAGGCUCUUAUUUCCACCGGAAUUGUGCCCCCGAAGAAAAACAUUCUUUUCUCGAUUGGUAGUUACCGAGAAAAGCUGGAACUACUUCCGUCAGUCCAAAAGUUAAGUGCCGCAGGAUACAAUAUCUUCGCAACAUCUGGUACUGCCGACUUCUUGACAGAACAUAAUGUUUCUUGCAAGUAUCUGGAGACCCUUGGUGAAGACAACCGGGCCAAGCAAAAGUCCGAAUACUCCCUCACUCAGCACCUCGCGAAUAAUCUUAUUGAUAUGUAUAUCAAUCUCCCAUCUAAGAACCACUAUCGGCGACCAGCUAGUUACACCAGUAAAGGCUAUCAUACUCGGAGGAUGGCAGUGGAUUUCGCUGUCCCUCUUAUCACAAACGUCAAAAAUGCCAAAAUGCUUACUGAAGCCCUCGUCAGGAAGCUACCACUAGACGUAUCGACUGUCGAUUCGAAGAGCUCCCAUCAAACCCACACUUUCCCCGGAUUGGUUAGCAUUGCGACAUUUGUGCCCAGUCUUGUGGAACCAGGAAGCAAGGAUCUCGAAGAAGCAACAGAAGCAUCACUUAGCGCAGGAUUUACAACUGCCAUUGUGAUUCCGAUAGGUCAUAGCACCCGGAUUACGGAUCGUGCGUCAUUGGAUGUAGCUAGAGCGAAUCUCAAGGGCUCUGCUCAUUGUAAUUUUGCGCUCACGCUCGCUGCAUCGGCACAGAAUGUUCAGAGCUUGGACGACGAAUUGCAAGCCGAAGCUAAAGCCCUCUUCAUCCCCUUCAACAUUGACCAUGUCACCAUCUCACUCUCUGCAGUCGCUGCUCACUUCACAUCGUGGACGUCCGAUAAGCCCGUUGUCACGAACGCAAAAGGAUCCGACCUUGCGUCUGUACUGCUUUUGGCAAGCUUGCACAACAGAAGCGUUCACGUCACCGAUGUUCUCACGAGCGACGACUUGCUGUUGAUUUCUCUCAGCAAGGCUAAGCAGCUGAAGGUCACAUGCGAUGUGUCUGUAUACUCGUUGUUCUUCAACCGUUCCCAAUUUCCCAAGUCAACAUGUCUGCCAACUAUAGAAGAUCAAAAGGCGAUAUGGUCGAAGCUCGAAACGAUCGAUGCCUUCUCUGUUGGUGCAACCCCUUAUCUUUUGGCCACAGAAGAGGGAGAAACGACUUCGUCGUGGUCAGGCAUGGAGGAAACGCUGCCCCUUCUGCUCACUGCAGUAGCAGACGGGCGUCUCACACUCGAGGAUAUCCGUCUUCGCUUGCAUGAUAACCCGGUUCUCAUCUUCGGACUUCCUGAGCAGUCCAACACCACCGUUGAAGUGGUUGUUGGCCGUAAAGCUCCAUUCGGAAAACGGGAAACAUGCUGGUCACCAGCAGAGAAAGGUUUCGUUACGGGUGCUAUCCAUAGAGUCAUUGUGCACGGCCAGACGGCUUUCCUAGAUGGCGCCUUGACUUCAUCGCCCAACGGUAAAGAUAUUUCGAGCGCGACAAUUACCCACCCUUCCGCAGCAGCUUUGGUGUCUCCAGCACUGAAGGCAGCGGAGCCCGCCUCCUUGGGAGCUAUCGCAACGCUUCCUAUGGGCCCGCCUAUGGCUCCGCCGGGGCACCCUACGAUACAAGGCUCGGCUGUAUGGAAUAUCUCUUCCCAUCUCCUUCCCCAUCCGUCGUUCCAUCGUCGGCACAUCCUCUCCGUAAAGCAAUUCACCCAUCGGGACAUGUAUGACUUGUUCUCUCUUGCUCAUGAGAUGCGUCUGCAGGUCGAGCGUAACGGGACUCUCGACGUCCUGAAAGGAAAAGUGCUAUGCACCGCAUUCUAUGAACCCUCGACACGGACUAGCUCGUCGUUUGAUGCUGCCAUGAAACGGUGCGGUGGACAGGUUGUCCAGAUCAGUGCGGAUAACUCUUCCGUCAUGAAGGGCGAGACGUUACCGGACACGAUCAGGACUCUUGCUUGCUACGGUGAUGCUAUUGUGAUACGGCAUCCGGAUGUUGGCAGUGCACAGUUGGCCGCAAAGUUCUCUCCGGUUCCUAUCAUUAAUGCAGGGGAUGGAAUUGGGGAACACCCUACACAGGCGCUAUUAGAUGUGUACACCAUUCGAUCGGAACUGGGGACUGUCAAUGGACGCACCAUCACUCUUUUGGGUGAUCUCAAGAACGGGCGUACAGUCCACAGUCUCGUCACCCUGCUUAGUCUAUAUUCUGUCCAGCUCAACUUCGUAUCACCUCCGUCGCUUGCUAUGCCUGCCAACGUGGUUUCUGCUGCUCGGAAAGCUGGCAUACCAGUCACGAUAUGCGAGUCCCUAGAGGAAGUUUUACACGACACUGAUGUGCUAUACGUGACGCGCGUUCAAAAGGAAAGAUUUGAAACCGAGGCAGAGUGGUUGCAAGUGAAAGAUGCUUACCGUGUAGACCAUGCCGUUCUGUCAAGAGCCAAAGAAGAUAUGAUUGUCAUGCAUCCAUUGCCGAGGGUGAAUGAAAUUGAUCCUGAAGUUGACUUUGACUCCCGCCGUGCUGUCUACUUUAGACAGAUGCGCUACGGUCUUUUCAUUCGUAUGGCCCUUCUCAUGAGUGUCCUUCUGUAGAUUGCGGACGCCCAAAAGUAAUAUAAUAUUUAGAAUGUCAACAUGCUUUGUACUACAUAGAAAACAAUUCGCUAGAGGCACAGGGGUUUACUCAUCUCCGGAUGGGAAUGAAAAUGAAUGAGCACAUCAACUAUAUGCAACUAAGAGAAGCUUA